AUGAGUCCAUUGGAGUUGUUCAGACCGAAUGAGUUCAGUGAGUGGGAUGAUGAUGGCUUGCCAACGAAGGAUUCGUCAGGCAAUGAUAUUACUAAGAGUUGUAGCAAGAAGCUGAGAGGAUUUGGACCUCCAGAAAAAGCUCCACGAGAUGUGGCUCGCAAGCAACCCAGAAUAGUAGGGUAGCCCUGUAGCUUUGUACGGCAUCCUGAAAGAUGAAAUAUAUUUAGCGCUGAUAGAAAUGCGGAGGCGCAAGGAAAUAAUUUGCCACAUGAAUUGAAAUGAC
Molecule: messenger RNA, 283 nt
Organism: Blastomyces dermatitidis ER-3
Lineage: Eukaryota; Fungi; Ascomycota; Eurotiomycetes; Onygenales; Ajellomycetaceae
Exons: 1
Coding region: 1-183 (60 amino acids)
Source: RefSeq, a predicted model, not a curated record